AUGGCACAGACACAGGCAGGGACAACAACCCUCGCCCUCGCCAUUCUGGCGGCAGGCUACCUCUGUGCCCUCUGCAUGACGCCUCCCAAUCCCUCUCCGGACCGAAAUGAACGCCAUCAAAAGGAUCGCAUCCGCUUCCUCGCCGGCGCCGGCGCAACCAUCACCCGCCGCAUGAUCGUCACGGCCAUCCUCUACCACGCCGUCCUCACCGCGCUCCCCGUCUACGCCCCCCACCACCUGCACCGACUCUGUCCACGCCCAGAGAACGUCAACCCAGAGCUCUUCCAAUGGAGUGCCCCCGCGAUCGGGGCCAUUGUGCUCAUCUGCCUGGGCGCCCUGAUCCGUCUGGCCGCGUACAAGAGUCUCAGUCGCAAUUUUACCUUCCAUCUCGCGGCGCCGGAUCAAUUGGUCACGACGGGCAUCUAUGGCUGGGUCCAGCAUCCGAGUUAUACAGGCAUGAUGAUGAUUAUCUUUGGUCUGGCCUUGUUGGUGCUGCGCUGGGAUGCGGCGUUGGCGUGUUUUCACUCCGAGGCGUGGCAGGCGCGCCUGUCGGGGUGGGGGUGGAAGGUGGUGGCUGCCGGGGGGUGCACGAAUCUGGCCAUGUGGUUUAUGCGGAUGAAGGAUGAAGAGGAGAUGUUGAGAGGUCAGUUUGGAAAGGAGUGGGAGGUUUGGCAUCGGUCGACGAAGCGGAUUAUUCCGGGGAUAUUCUAA
Penicillium oxalicum is the source of this 711-nucleotide messenger RNA. RefSeq names its product methyltransferase family protein. The coding region runs from base 1 to 711 and encodes 236 amino acids. Gene Ontology annotation, cellular component: endoplasmic reticulum. The transcript has a single exon. Gene Ontology annotation, biological process: lipid metabolic process; C-terminal protein methylation. Gene Ontology annotation, molecular function: protein C-terminal S-isoprenylcysteine carboxyl O-methyltransferase activity; oxidoreductase activity, acting on the CH-CH group of donors. The record is from RefSeq and is a predicted model, not a curated record. NCBI's taxonomy places the organism in Eukaryota, Fungi, Ascomycota, Eurotiomycetes, Eurotiales, Aspergillaceae.